Molecule: messenger RNA, 2704 nt
Organism: Ornithodoros turicata
Lineage: Eukaryota; Metazoa; Arthropoda; Arachnida; Ixodida; Argasidae
Product: mucin-2-like
Exons: 2
Coding region: 66-2633 (855 amino acids)
Source: RefSeq, a predicted model, not a curated record
UCGCACGCUUUGGAAGCAUUCUUGGCAGCACCGUUAGGGAUGCAACGGUACGAUUAAUUGAGAUUAUGUCCGACGAUGCUGCCGUGUUCCGCGGUCCGUCCUACGGAAAGGUUACGGUGCUUGUGGUGGCCCUCGGCGUCACCUUAGUAAUGGGCACGGCCAUUACGGCUAUAGUGGCUCUUCUUACGGUCAUAUGGGACAUGAGUACCAGGAAGCAACUCAAGGAUCUAGAACCUGUAGGACGCAACGCAGACAUGUCAGACCUACUUUCGAACCACACCACCCGGAUAGCACCGCAUCCUGGCCAACCAUCAACCACCAGAAGAACCAUGAAACCGUUGAAGAAAAGACCGUUCCCAACGCCGACGUCGAGAAAAAGGGACGGAGUACGGAGAAAAUACGUCACGAAAGCCACCGUCACAACAGCGCAAGAUCACCUCGGUAGCACGCUGAAAAACGGCAAGCGAAUACCGGAUUGGGUGUUCUUUAAAACACGGAACCAUAAGUCUACCGGACGUCAAAGCCACAUCGCCGCGACGACAAAACACCAUGCUGUGCGCACGGUAGUGAAGUACUACACCAGAUGGAGAACUCGUAAGCCUACCGAACAUCAAGGCGACAUCACCACGACGACAAAGCAUCGCGCAGUACGUACGGUAGUGAAGUACUACACCAGAUGGAGAACUCGUAAGCCUAACGGAAGUACUGGAGAUCGAAAGAACGGCGACAGUGGCGCCACUUACAGAACAAGCCAUCGAGAGAGAGGCGGCGAGUUUAUGCGAACCACACCGGGAAUCAUGUGGAAGUUUUCCACGCGUCGCGUUACAAAGCAAAGGGGUUUAAGCCUAACCACGUUUCCGUCAACAAUGAAACCGAAACUGACAACGCGACAUGAAACUGCCAUGACACAAGCGACAAGGAAAGGUCCUAGAUGGAAAUUCUACACGCGCCUCGUCACUAGGAAGCCGGUUGUUCGUACAGAUACAGCAUCCACGACUAGGAAACCGAAACCGAAACCAUUCAAGGAGAACAGAACUAGCGUGACAAGGAUUGGAAGAACACGGGUGGUAUACUGCACACGACGGAAAAGAAACACUGUUCCAUUUCGUACGCGCAUCGCGUACUACACUAGGAAGAUACGUAAAAGUCAUCCAACGGUGUCCGAGACGACAGAAAGUGUUGGCGGGACAAGAGGACCUGCUUACAAAGGCUCCAAUAAUGGCCAUUUUCGAACACGCAUAGUACACUACACAAGAAAGGUCAGGAAAGGAAAAUCGACUACAUCCACGGGUGAAAGGACAAAAGGUCGUACAGGUAAAAUAACGAAGCUUGGUCAUGUUCCAACACAUUACACGAAAGGGACUAGGGAAGACAAUGAAAGAGUGACCACAACUGGAACGACGAAAGGUCCCGUCAACAAAACAUCUAGGGUUGGACAUUUUCGGACACGUAUAGUGUACUACACCAGAAGGAUCAAGAGAAGCAGCGCAACUACGCCAAUGUCUAGCACGACGAAAGAUCUAGCCGGCAAAACAGCAAAGGCCGGCCAUUAUCGGACACGAAUCGUGUUCUUAACGAGAAGGAUCAACAGACGCAGAACAACUCCGCACACGACCGAAACAACAAAAGGCCCUUCCGACAAAACGGCUAAGGCUGGCCAUUUUCUGACGCGCAUAGUCUAUUACACGAAAAGAAUAAGGAAAAGUCGUCCGACUGCGCCGAUGGUCAAGACGACGGAAGGUCCUGCUCGCGAGUCAACUAAAGCACACAAUGUCGUGACACGGAUAUUAUACUACACGAAAGGAAUCGGAAAACGCAGUGCAACAACGCCUGUGACCAAAAGAACAAAAGGUCUGAAGAACAAAACUAGUAAAGGUGGCAACAUUUCGAGGCGCGCACCUUAUUAUACUAGGAGGAACAAGAAACGGGUAAAGACUACGGCUAUGAACAGAAGAAUAGUUUCGAAAGAAAAAACUCACGAUGUUCAUAUUCGGAAAAGCACCACUCACUACAUAGAAACUACGAAAGAAACGAGAAUACAGCAUACGACAUCGGUGAAGCUACACGAAAUGUCGGAUACGAAUUGUCCGUCCACAAUGCCCAGGACAAAAACGGUGCAGACACCAUCGUCGAUAACGGACUCUCCAACGUUGCACACAUCUGUCGCUGGAGACAACGAAGAGGUGUCGGCUCUCGCAAGUACCAAUCAACCAAUCACAUCAAUACCGCUGACAACUCAAGGUGAGACUGUUGCGCAGACGAGCCAACACUCCGGAACUGGUGUCUCACAGUGGACGGAAUUCUGGGACCACGGUGGUCGUGCCACGUUCACAGAAGGGCAGCAAGCGUCGUCGUCGUCGUACACUGAGGCAGUGGCCGCGACGCCCUUCACGAAGUCUACAGAGGACAAGAGGGACUCUGGACGAGUCGUUGUAGAAGUGCGUGUUGUGAGGGGUUCGAAAAAGUCCACGUUUCCCACAGCGGAAGGUUUCACUAGCGGCGCUGGGGAUAGUACGGUUGAUCGAAGAACGGAAAGCGGGAUUGGUCCGCACGGUUUUGAUGAUUCAACUAUGAGGAUUACGAAGUAUAACGAGACGGGUGAAGCCUGGUGCUGUCCUGACAAAUUAAACUAAUGUGUAUUGAAUUUUCAACAGUCUUCCGCCAAUAUUAUAUUUCCGAUGCCGAAUAAAUACAUUCUGUUGCG